AUGUCUGCUCUUGAAAUUGCUGCGGCAACGACGCUUGGCUUACAAUUGCUCGAUGCAAAGUAUCAUGUUUCGGAUGAUCUACUUUUCAUUCAAAAGAUCGCCAGAGUGAUUAUUCCAUACUCCUACAACGUUUACAAAAAAAGGGCCAGUUUUUGGUAUGCUUUCGAGAAAUCUGCUAACAAAUACCCAAGCAAGGAAGCUGUUUCGUUCCCUCGUCCAAAACGUUCUGUACCAUUGAAAAAGGAUUCCAGCGGGUUUCCGAUAUACGACGAACAGUUUUCAAUCGAGUCUUACACUUAUAAGGAAUUGUAUGAUAUGGUUUUGAGGCUCAGUCACAUCUUGAGGAACGACUAUGGUGUCACAUCAGAACACACGAUCGGUAUCGACUGUAUGAACAAGCCUUUGUUCAUAGUCAUGUGGAUGGCAUUGUGGAAUAUUGGGGCUCUUCCCGCGUUCUUGAACUACAAUAUCAAAGGUAAGCCAUUGAUUCAUUGCAUAAAAACUGCCGGUAUAAGCCAGGUAUUUGUUGAUCCAGAUUGUGCAGAUGCUAUCAAAGAAUCAGAACAUAGUCUUCAUGAGCAACUUCCAGAAGUGAAAGUUAAUUAUAUGAACGAGACCCAAUUAUUCACUGUGAUAAGCACUCAUUCAAGCCCUAGAUAUAGGGCCCCUAAUGUUACUAGAAGACCAAAUGAUACAGACUCUUCCUGCUGUGCUCUCAUUUAUACUUCAGGCACCACAGGCUUACCAAAGCCAGCUAUUUUAUCUUGGAAAAAGGCUUUCAUGGCAGGCGCAUUUUUUGGUACUGUGAUGAAGAUUGAUAAGAACUCCGUUGUCAUGACUGCAAUGCCUUUGUAUCACUCGACCGCAGCAAUGUUAGGCGUUUGCCCGGCACUUGCGUCUGGUGCAUGUGUCAGUGUAUGUCAAAAGUUUUCAGCUUCCACGUUCUGGACACAGGCCAAAUUAGUGAAAGCCACGCACGUACAAUAUGUGGGCGAAGUGUGUCGAUACUUGUUGAAUGCAAAUGAUCAUCCUGACCAAAGAAAUCACAAUGUAAAGAUUGCUUAUGGAAAUGGUUUGCGUCGUGAUAUCUGGAAAGAUUUCAAAUCGCGCUUCAACAUCGAGGGAGUUGGAGAAUUCUAUGCCUCUACUGAAUCUCCUAUCGCCACAACCAGUCUUCAGUUUGGAGAUUAUGGUGUAGGUGCUUGCAGAAAAUACGGUUCUUUGAUUAAUACAAUUUUGAGCUUUGCUCAAGCAAUUGUCAAAAUGAACCCAGACGAUGAAAGCGAAAUAUGGAGAGAUCCAUCAACUGGGUUUUGUGUGCGAGCAAACACAAACGAUUCCGGUGAACUUUUGAUGAAGAUUGUCAAUCCAAAUAAUAUAGAAGGGACGUUUCAGGGAUACUAUGGAAACCUGAAAGCCACGAGUUCAAAAAUCAUUCGAAAUGUUUUUAAAAAAGGUGAUGCAUGGUUUAGGUCUGGAGACUUAUUGAGAAUGGAUGAAGACGGCUUGAUGUACUUCGUGGACAGAUUAGGCGAUACUUUCCGCUGGAAGUCGGAAAAUGUAUCGGCUACAGAAGUCGAGAAUGAGCUUAUGGGCUCAGGUGCCAUCAAGCAAUCUGUCGUUGUUGGUGUCCAAGUGCCUAAGCAUGAGGGAAGAGCUGGAUUUGCGGUUGUCGACCCGAAAGAUGGUCUAAGUGAUCAGGAGGUACUUGAUAAAAUUUACCAACACGUAAGCCGAAACUUGCCAAAGUACGCAAUUCCGCAAUUCGUCAAAGUUGGGUCGCAAUAUAUUCAAGCAUCUCACAACCACAAAGUGCCGAAAAAUCAGUUCAAAAGCCAGAAGCUACCCAACGGAGAGAACGGAAAUGAGUUGAUUUACUGGUUGAACAAAACUAGAUAUGAAGAGUUGACAGAGAGUUCUUGGACUCGGAUCAUGAGCGGUGCGUCCAAGUUGUAA
This is a messenger RNA of Metschnikowia bicuspidata var. bicuspidata NRRL YB-4993, 1956 nucleotides long. It is a transcript of the gene FAT1, whose product is annotated as long-chain fatty acid transporter. The coding region runs from base 1 to 1956 and encodes 651 amino acids. Gene Ontology annotation, molecular function: long-chain fatty acid transmembrane transporter activity; long-chain fatty acid-CoA ligase activity. Lineage: Eukaryota; Fungi; Ascomycota; Pichiomycetes; Serinales; Metschnikowiaceae. The record is from RefSeq and is a predicted model, not a curated record. The transcript has a single exon.